Asparagus officinalis (garden asparagus) is the source of this 2520-nucleotide messenger RNA. RefSeq names its product cactin. The coding region runs from base 80 to 2233 and encodes 717 amino acids. Gene Ontology annotation, molecular function: protein binding. Lineage: Eukaryota; Viridiplantae; Streptophyta; Magnoliopsida; Asparagales; Asparagaceae. The record is from RefSeq and is a predicted model, not a curated record. Gene Ontology annotation, cellular component: cytoplasm; spliceosomal complex. Gene Ontology annotation, biological process: mRNA cis splicing, via spliceosome. The transcript is spliced from 12 exons.
UAAUCACAAACUAAAGCCCUAGCUUCCUCCAGAAAAACCCUAGAAAUUGAAGAAUAGAGGCUUCUCGACUGAGUCCACCAUGGCGAAAGAGGGGAGAGUUUCUCGGAGAUCCGAGGAUGAAGACUCCGCAUCCGAAGCUGGAUCCGAUUCCGAUUCGAGAAGCCUGCGAAGGUCGAAGAGGUCGAGUAGGAGGCGGAGGAACUCCGAUACAGACUCCGGUUCUUCGCCGAGAAGGGAGAAGAGCUCUCGUCCUGGAAGUAGCAGCAGUCGAAGGAGUAGCAGGAAGAGGAGAGAAGAAUCGUCGGGAUCGGAAUCCGAUGAGAGGAGAAGGAGUCGAAGGAAUGCGAAGAAGAGGAGAGAGGAAUCAUCGGAUUCGGAAUCAGAUGAGAGGAGGAGUCGAAGGAAGAGGAAGAUCACCGAGGAGGAGAUAAUUGAAUAUAUGGCCAAGAAAUCUCAAAAAAAGGCUUUGAAGGUGGCAAAGAAACUAAAAUCACAGGCGGUUUCCGGUUAUUCGAAUGAUUCUAACCCCUUUGGUGAUUCUAACCUCGGAGAAACAUUUGUAUGGCGUAAGAAGAUAGAGCGUGAUGUUGUGCAGGGCCGAGAACUAGACAUAUCAGUCAAAGCAGAAAAGAAGAGACAAAAGGAGAGGAUGGCGGAGAUUGAAAAGGUGAAAAAGCGGAGGGAGGAGAGAGCAAUUGAGAAAGCACAGCAUGAGGAAGAAAUGGCAUUGCUGGCCCGGGAAAGAGCUAGGGCUGAAUUCCAAGAUUGGGAAAAGAGAGAAGAAGAGUUCCAUUUUGAUCAAAGCAAAGUCAGGUCCCAGAUUAGACUUCGCGAGGGGCGCAUGAAACCUAUUGACAUACUCUCAAAGAACCUUAAUGUCUCGGAUGAUUUUGAUAUUGAGAUAAAUGAACCUUAUACUGUUUUUAAGGGUCUCACGGUGAAGGAAAUGGAAGAGCUCCAUGAUGACAUCAAAAUGCAUCUUGACUUGGACAGAGCGACACCAACGCAUAUCGAAUUCUGGGAGGCUAUGAUGGUAGUUUGUAACUGGGAGCUUGGUGAAGCUAGGAAAAGGGAUGCAAUAGACCGAGCUCGGGUACGUGGUGAAGAACCUCCGGCAGAUAUUCUUGCGGAAGAAAGGGGUUUACACUCGACCAUAGAAGCGGAUGUGAAGAACCUUCUGAAUGGGAAAACAUCCACUGAGUUGGAAACCUUGCGAAGACAGAUUGAAUCACAGAUGCGUUCAGGAACUGCCAAGGUUGUUGAAUACUGGGAAGCUAUUUUGAAACGGCUUCAAAUAUACAAAGCGAAGGCUCGUCUGAAGGAAAUUCAUGCUGAUCUGUUGAGAAAGCACCUGCAACAUCUGGAGAAGCCAGUAGAUACUGAGCAGGACUUGGAAUCAGACAAGGAAAUAAAGACUGCAGAAGAAGAUGUAACACAUGAAGUGGAUGGUAUCCGUUUUGCUGUUCACGUGCUCUCUUAUGUAAUAGAUUUCAUUUAUAGUAUCUUCACCUAUAGUUCCAUUUUCUGUGUAGAUGGUCAACAAUUUUCACCUGAGCUCAUUACAGAAGAACCAAUGCCUGAGCCAGAGGAAGAACCAGGCUCUUUUUCCCCUCAGCUCUUGCAUGCUGAUCAAGAUGAAGAAGCAAUCGAUCCUGAAGUGGAUCAGGCCGAGCUGGAUAAAAAGCGUGAGGCUGUUAUGUUAGAACAUCAACGAAGGGUUCAAGAAGCAAUGGCAGCCAAAUCCAAUGUGCCUGAUGAGUUGGAAGUGAAAGCAAUGAAAGCAAUGGGGGCUUUGGAGGAAGGUGAUGCAGUGCUUGGUUCUGGUGCUGAAGUAAAUCUAGAUUCACAGGUGUACUGGUGGCAUGACAAAUACCGUCCGAGAAAGCCAAAGUACUUCAAUCGUGUUCACACUGGAUACGAGUGGAAUAAAUACAAUCAAACUCAUUAUGAUCAUGACAACCCGCCACCUAAGAUUGUUCAGGGCUACAAGUUCAAUAUAUUUUACCCUGAUCUCGUCGAUAAAUCAAAAGCUCCAAUAUACACUAUAGAGAAGGAUGGAAAUGGAGAAACAUGCAUCAUAAGGUUUCAUGCCGGGCCUCCUUAUGAGGAUAUUGCUUUUAGAAUUGUAAACAAGGAGUGGGAAUACUCGCACAAGAAGGGUUUCAAGUGCACCUUUGAGCGAGGAAUUCUGCAUGUUUACUUCAAUUUCAAGAGAUACCGAUACCGGAGGUAAUCUACACUAGUGAACUGGAGAUAGAAGAAGCCCAUGAGUUGAAAUUUUCAGAGGGGAUUGUUACGGAAUUAGUGUUCUAAAAAAUGCUUCUGUUUUCAUAAUGUGGGAAUCACUGCUUUGGCGCCAAGAGCCUGGGUUCAAUCUUGUACAACACCGAUAUAUUGGGGGCAUACACUGGCAUCAAUACUUUUGUCCAUACGAUUGUAAUAUACGAACGGAACAUUAAUGUGGACAAUGCGAUAAAAUGAAAUCGAUUCAUGACUUUGACGAAACAUUUUGCUUCUUUC